Messenger RNA from Chinchilla lanigera (long-tailed chinchilla), 6214 nucleotides. RefSeq names its product ataxin 7-like 1 (gene Atxn7l1). The record is from RefSeq and is a predicted model, not a curated record. NCBI's taxonomy places the organism in Eukaryota, Metazoa, Chordata, Mammalia, Rodentia, Chinchillidae. The transcript has 13 exons. Bases 1 to 2919 code for a protein of 972 amino acids.
AUGACGUCGGAGCGUUCUCGAAUCCCGUGUCUCUCGGCUGCUGCUGCCGAAGGAACAGGGAAAAAGCAACAAGAAGGAAGAGCAAUGGCGACACUGGAUCGCAAAGUGCCCAGUCCGGAGGCGUUUCUGGGCAAACCCUGGUCCUCCUGGAUCGACGCCGCCAAAUUACACUGCUCCGACAAUGUAGAUUUAGAAGAGGCUGGAAAAGAGGGUGGAAAAAGCAGGGAGGUUAUGAGGCUUAAUAAAGAAGAUAUGCACUUAUUUGGCCAUUACCCAGCACAUGACGACUUCUAUCUCGUAGUGUGCAGUGCCUGUAAUCAGGUCGUCAAGCCACAGGUUUUCCAGUCGCACUGCGAGAGAAGACACGGUUCUAUGUGCGGGCCUUCGCCCUCGCCAGCAUCUCCGGCCUCCAACCCCAGGACGGCUCUAGCACAGGUGAAGACCAAAGCCUGUGUCAGCGGCCAUAGCUCUGCCAGCAGCACCUCAAAGCCAUUCAAAACGCCCAAAGACAAUCUCCUUACCUCCAGCAGCAAGCAGCACACAGUCUUUCCUGCUAAGGGAUCAAGGGAUAAACCAUGCGUUCCGGUUCCUGUAGUCAGUUUAGAGAAAAUCCCUAACCUAGUGAAGGCAGACGGUGCCAAUGUCAAAAUGAACUCUACAACCACUACUGCGGUGACCUCCUCCUCCGCCACCUCCUCCUCCUCCGCUGCCGCCGCCAGCUCCACCCCACCUUUAAUUAAGCCUGUCCUGAUGUCCAAGUCAGUGCCACCUUCACCAGAGAAGAUCCUAAAUGGCAAAGGAAUUCUGUCGGCCACCUUAGACAAGAAGCACCAAAAUGGCACCAAAAACAGCAACAAGCCUUACCGGAGACUUUCAGAGAGAGAAUUUGACCCAAAUAAACACUGUGGAGUAUUGGAUCCCGAGACAAAGAAACCUUGCACAAGAUCCCUCACCUGCAAGACACACUCGCUAAGCCAUCGGAGGGCAGUCCCAGGCCGGAGAAAGCAAUUCGACCUCCUCCUGGCGGAACACAAAGCCAAGUCCAGAGAGAAAGAAGUCAAAGAGCAUCUCCUGACUUCUACAAGGGAAAUAUUUCCAAGCCAACCUGGGCCGGUGCAGGACUCACUGCCAGGAUCUACAGGGAGCUCGGGGCCAGAACCGAAAGUCGCAUCCCCUGCAAAACCCAGGCCACCUAACUCUGUAAUACCCAGACCAUCAUCUGCAAAUAGCAUAAGCAGCAGUGCGUCCUCAAGUCACAGCGCCUAUACUCCAGAGACCCCUCUGCCCCCGGUCGGAGGCGACCUCGCCAGCCGGCUGUCCAGUGAUGAAGGGGAGAUGGACGGAGCCGACGAACCUGAGAAGUUAGAUUGUCAGUUCUCCACGCACCACCCCAGACCUCUCGCGUUUUGCUCAUUCGGAAGUCGCCUCAUGGGACGAGGGUACUAUGUGUUUGAUAGAAGAUGGGAUCGUUUCCGAUUCGCACUAAACUCCAUGGUAGAAAAACACUUGAAUUCACAGAUGUGGAAGCACAGAAGCCCGAGCCACCGGGCGUCAGGUCCCUCCCCCCUGUUCAGGACUUGCCUAACCAAUCUGCUGUCACUGAGCAACAUUGGGGCUGCCUGGGUGUCAACUCUGGAGAGCGUAGCACCCCGCUGCCCUCUCAGCCUCGCUGCCCAAACCCCAGGCCCCGACGGGCCCGAACCUGGAGGGAUGGCAGCCGAUGGGGGCGUGGAAGACAUUAGGAAGAAAAAGAACGGCCAAGACUCUUUUUUCUUUAACAAGCAUUUAACUCUGCAUCAGGAGACGCCAGCACAGUAUUCUCUUUCAGCCAGGAAGAUCCCUCCUGCGGCAGAUAGCCCCCUGCCCUCGCCAGCAGCCCACAUCUCCACCCCCGUGCCAGCAUCCGUCUUGCAGCCUUUCAGCAACCCCAGUGCUGUGUAUCUUCCUUCAGCUCCCAUCAGCUCGAGACUCACCUCUUCUUACAUAAUGACAUCCGCCAUGCUCUCAGACGCAGCUUUUGUGGCAUCGUCGGACCCACGCGUCCUCAUGUCCCACACCACAGCUUUCCCCCAUGUGGCCGCAACCCUCAGCAUCAUGGACUCAACCUUCAAGGCCCCAUCUGCCGUCUCCCCGAUACCAGCCGUCAUCCCUUCCCCAUCCCACAAGCCAUCCAAAACCAAAACCAGCAAAUCCUCAAAAGUCAAAGACCUGUCCACCCGUAGCGACGAGUCUCCAAGUAACAAAAAGAGGAAGCCGCAGCCUUCGACUUCCUCCUCCUCUUCCUCCUCCUCCUCCUCCUCCUCCUCCUUGUCCCUACAGACCUCCCUCUCGUCUCCACUGUCAGGGCCCCACAAAAAGAACUGUGUUUUGAAUGCCAGUUCCGCUCUGAACUCCUAUCAGGCGGUGCCCCCCUAUACCAGUCUGUCUGUGCACAGCUCCAACAAUGGGGUGAGCCCACUCAGUGCCAAGCUGGACCCCUCAGGACGGACCUCGCUGCCUGGCGGCCCCGUGGACAUAGUGAGACAGGUGGGCACGGUGGGCGGCAGCAGUGACUCCUGUCCUCUCUCUGUGCCCUCCCUCUCGCUCCACGCAGGGGACCUCUCUCUGGCCUCACACAAUGCUGUGUCUUCUCUGCCCCUCUCUUUUGACAAAUCAGAAGGAAAAAAGCGUAAGAACUCGAGUGCUAGUAACAAAGCCUGUAAAAUCACUAAAAUGCCUGGUAUGAAUAGCGUUCACAAAAAGAACCCGCCCAGCCUUCUUGCACCGGUGCCCGAUCCCGUUAACAGCACCUCCUCUCGGCAGGUUGGGAAAAAUAGCAGCCUAGCUUUGUCACAAUCCAGUCCUGCAAGCAUCCCCAGCCCAGGACACAGCCGACAGAAGAACACAAACAGAAUGGGCAGGAUAAGGACUCUUCCAUAACAAGACUGUGAAGCCACUUCCAAACCAGUUCCUGGUCAUGACCCACCCCAGGCGGCGGGAGGAGGGAGGGGAGUGGGCGCAGGGGAGUCUGUUUCCUGGGCCCUGCCUGUGCUCUGGCCUUUCUUCUUCUCUUUCUUCUUUUUUUCUUAAUUGACCAAUUUUUAGUUUUGAAGAAAAAGGCAAAAGAACAUGAACUUGAGAUUUACAGAAAACAAUACCAGUGUUUUCUUUUUUUUUUUUAUUUGCCAUGUUUGUACAUUCUUCCAAAUGUGGGGUCCGCCACCCCAGCUCCUGAUGCUACUACUGCACCAUCAUCUUGCUCAGGCCCUGAGGGCGGAGGUCGCAGAAUGUCAGUUCCAGGUCGACACUGUCUGAAGCUCUUGAACUUCCGCGCGUACAAAGCCCUUUUCCUUCCUUGUCUUCUCCUGCUCGUUCUCUUCCAUCCCCCACCUGCCGCUCAGUGGUCCCCCAUUGGCCAUCAGAGGUUGCUAGCUGUCCCCAGCUCCCCUGAGACAGCGUCCUGGGGAGAAGAGCAGAGGAUGGGUGGGGUGCGCUCAACAGGCUGUGGUAGGCCCCCUCGGCUGGAGCCAAAUGCUAGAGACCAAGUGGAGAACAGUGGCCAUUUAAUGAUGUGAUCUGCCUGACACAACUGACCGGUGGUGCGUGGGGCAGGGGCAGAGCGAUGUGGGAGGGUGGCAGGAAGCAGAGCAUGGGGGAUAAGGCCCCUUAAAGGAUGGUAGGAGUCAGGCGACUGUGAUGGCCUGCACUUAUCCGGAAUCCACUCUGCAGAAUCCCUUCCAAGGCGCAGUGAGUGUGCGAAUUCUGCUGGGUGGGCCAGAGCUGGAGAAAUCCCAGGGAAAAGGCCGUUCCCAGAGGAGCAGUAGUGAUCAGAGCUGCUGCCUGGGGAAAGCCUCUGGGAUGACUGGGUGUGGAACCCCUGGUGAGAAUAAAUACUAGCAUUGCCACACACCACAGAUGAGCUUGCGCUCCAUCCUCAGACGCCCAACGCAGACACCAGGGCUGAGGACGGGCCACCCCUGGUGAAGAAGACCCAUUUGGAAGAGCUGAACAACAGCCCGGAGUAGUGCCGCUGUAAAGCAAUUCACACUAGAGCUUUGAGAGAAAAGGCACGUAGCUCUGGUAGGGAAUCCAGUCAGGAACGGGGCUCACAGUGUGCAACGGGUGACAGAAUAGAUCGCAGAGGUACCACAAGGAUCUGCUCCACCCUGAACCCAGAAAUGAAUGCAUCUUUCACAGCUGGGCACCCACCUCAUCCCCACCCUGACUUCUCCUUUACUUUCCCGUCCCGCCAACCCAAAGAUCAGACUACUGUUAAGUUUCACGCGCUUGGAAUCCACAAAGACGGGAGGCAAAUGGAGCGAUCUGAAUCAAUGGAAAUGCACUGACAGUGUUUCUUAUAGGAUCACUAAAUUUUUUAAUAUAAAAUGAAGAUUUUUUUUUAAAUCAGGAGUUGAUAUUAAGUACCAGGACAUUAGUUCAGAUGAUUUCAUUUUUUAUUUCUACAGUGUUAAAAGUGCACUUAUAUGCUGGUUUAUUUAAAUCUUGGGGAAAAAAAGACUGCAAAUUAAAGGGAUGAUUGUUACUUUUUGUUUGUUUGCUUGUUUUUUAAAAGGUUAAGGCAGAUUUUAAGACUUACAAAUGUUUAAGAAAUUAUAAACAAGGUUAGACCCUUUGGAAAAAAGUUCAGAAGAUAUUCUUAAAGAAAAAUUUUAUAGUGUUAAUUUUGUAAUAAUUUAUGUUUUACUAUAUUACAGAGCUAACUGACCAGAAUAGUUUCAGAAACAAUAUGAAACUUAGGAAAGUUUAAGCAAUGUUUAUAUUUUUAAAAUGUUCUUUGAAUUAUGUUUUUAUUGUACAUUUCUUCAGACUGAAAAGUGUGUACAUAUCUUUGUUAUUUUUGCACAAUUUUUGUCUUGUUCGGUUUUAGAAGUCUAUUGUUUUUUAUAAUUUAUUUUGAGUUGUAAAACUUGCAGGAGUAAAAACAAACAAAAAAAAAUCUCAGCAACAAAAUGACCCUCUGAUUUAUAAACUCUUAAACUCGGAGAGGGGAAACAAAGGUUGAGAGAUUAAGUGGCUGCUUCUGAGAUAUAUUGUCUCGACAGGGACGGAGGAGCUACUCAACAGGUUUAAACAUUUUUGCGCUCUAGUCUCCAGUCGGAAGCUGGAAUAACAGAGGCUCCCCACCAAAUGCUGCUUACUUUCUCAAAAGACUGGCUCUGACCAAGGUGAGGAUACUUCUGGAAAACUGAGCAAAAAGGGAAAACCCACGGUAUUUCUUCCUUUGCAAUCAACCACAGGUUUACUUUAUAAUGAUGUAUUAAAAAAAAAAACUUGCAGCUUGAAAAAAUGGAAUGCAAAUAAAAGGUUUUCUUUGGGUUUGUUUUCACGGAGUUCAACUGGACCAGCCUAUCACGCAUUAUUAGGGUGAUCUUCAGUCCUUCGGUUCUGCACACCCCACUCGGUCUUUUCUCCCAGCCCCUCGACUGCACACACCCCCAUUUUCCUGAAGAUCUCCCGACUUGUCGCCAGCCAUAGAGGCGCGGGAAAGCUCUGGUUGUUAAGCAUAACGCAAUGCAUAGACCUGUCAGCCAUAAAAUUUAAAAAAAAAAAAGCGACUUGGAUUACUUGUAUGCCUUCUUUUGUAUCAAUGUACCAAUUGUAAAUAACGCUGAUCAAUCUUUGUAGAGAAUAGUUUAUACAGCAUAUUCUAUUAUUGCUGAUUCUCAGUGAACUCUUGUUUUAAAAAAAGGAAAAAAAGAAAUUUUCUAUUUACACCUUCUAUUUUGUUAUGCUGUCGGCCCAUGGCACUUUAACAAAACUCUGUGGGUUUUACAUAGCUGGUCAGUCAUGGGAUAUAUUAAAUAACUGUUGUUGCACAGACAAGAAUUUGCACCUGCUCAUUUGUCCUUUCCUACUACCGAUUUUAGAAUCUUUUCCAGAAGAAUUUUGAAGAAAGCAUGUCCAAUCAUUCUAAACAAAUGCCACACUUGUGAGUGGGUUUCUUUUCUACGAUCCAUAUUUUGUAACACUAUUUUCCUUCUUUGUCCCGUAUCCUUUAUGUCUUAGCACUAUCAGAUAGAAUCCAUUCCAUGCCUGUGAUAUUGUAAGCAGAAUAAAUGUCUGAAGUAGGUGUAAAUAGUAAAUUCUAUGGCUUACAGUUUUAAAAGGAAAGAACAAACGUGUAUCUAUUGAUACUGAGUGGUUCGCCACCAGGCCUGGAAAUAUUCUCCAGUGAGCGAUUGUAUUUUUUUUUUUGCUUUUUUUUUUUUUUGUA